Messenger RNA from Erinaceus europaeus (western European hedgehog), 6681 nucleotides. It is a transcript of the gene BAZ2A, whose product is annotated as bromodomain adjacent to zinc finger domain 2A. Gene Ontology annotation, molecular function: DNA binding; protein binding. The transcript has 31 exons. NCBI's taxonomy places the organism in Eukaryota, Metazoa, Chordata, Mammalia, Eulipotyphla, Erinaceidae. The coding region runs from base 458 to 6430 and encodes 1990 amino acids. Gene Ontology annotation, cellular component: rDNA heterochromatin. The record is from RefSeq and is a predicted model, not a curated record.
CCAUGUCAUCGAGAUGCAUACUAGGGUCUGAAAGGACGUUUGUAUUGCCUCCUCCCCCACCACGGCUCAGCAUUCAGAACUCAUCCAGAACCUUCUCUCACUAGGUGCAACUAUUUCCUUCCCACUUUUAUUACUUUCUUCUACCAAGCCACCCGAGUGUCAACACGGAUCUAACCUUCCUCCAUUAUUUCUCCUGGUUCUGCCCUGUCCUUGCCUCCUCCCCUCUCCACCCAGAGAAAGCCCCGCCCUUCCCUCCUCCCUCCCCACCAGUCUGUCACACAGGGACAUCACCCUACAGCAGUUCAGGCUGUGGUUUGAAGGAAGCAUACAUUGGCUUUUUGGUUCGUGCUGGUUCCCAGUUCACUUUGGGAGGAUCUAACACCAGCUUUCACGGGAAGGGGUAACCAAGGACAGAAAGAGCUUGGUGGUCCCAACCCUGGAUCCGAGCCAGCCCGACAUGGGAGACGCCACCCUCUUACCCCUCCCCCCAGCGGCUUCAUCACGACAGCCCUACCCCGGCGCUCGUCCUCACCCCGGUAGCUCCUGCCCCUUUAAGCGCUGCCUCCCCGCCCUCACCCCCCCGCGCGCCGGCCCAGGGCUGGGGGAGGAGGCGCCGCCGCCCGGCUCCGCCACCUGCACCGCCGCCGCCGCCGCUCGGCCCAGCUCCAGGAAUCUUAUUGACCCCCAAGGCCCUGCAGAUGUCGCUGGGAAAGUGGUGAUCCAGGCAGCCCCCACAGGACAGAGAGAAAUGGAGGCAAACGACCAUUUUAACUUUACUGGCCUUCCCCCUGCACCUGCUGCCUCAGGACUGAAACCCUCUCCCUCAGGGGAGGGCCUCUACACUAACGGGUCUCCCAUGAACUUCCCCCAGCAAGGGAAAAGUUUGAAUGGGGAUGUGAAUGUUAAUGGCUUAUCUACUGUAUCUCACACUACUACUUCAGGGAUUUUGAACUCUGCUCCCCACUCCUCCAGCACCUCACACCUCCAUCACCCCAGUGUGGCCUACGACUGUCUCUGGAACUACUCACAAUAUCCAUCUGCCAAUUCAGGCAGCAACCUCAAGGACCCACCCCUGCUCUCCCAGUUCUCGGGAGGACAAUAUCCACUCAACGGCAUCCUUGGGGGCAGCCGGCAACCUUCAUCCCCAACUCACAACACUAACCUCCGGGCUGGGAACCAAGAGUUUUGGGGCAACGGUACCCAGAGUCCAAUGGGACUUAAUUUCGACUCACAGGAACUGUAUGAUUCCUUUCCUGACCAGAAUUUUGAGGUGAUGCCCAAUGGACCCCCUAGUUUUUUCACCUCCCCACAGACUUCUCCUAUGUUGGGAUCCAGCAUCCAAACCUUUGCACCUUCCCAGGAGGUAGCCAGUGGUAUCCAUCCUGAUGAGACGGCAGAAAAGGAGUUGACUUCAGUUGUGGCAGAGAAUGGCACUGGCUUGGUUGGAAGUCUGGAGCUGGAAGAAGAGCAACCAGAACUGAAGAUGUGUAGCUACAAUGGCUCUGUCCCUUCUGUGGAAUCAUUACACCAGGAGGUUUCAGUCUUGGUCCCUGACCCCACAGUGAGCUGCUUAGAUGAUCCUUCACAUCUUCCUGAUCAACUGGAAGACACUCCAAUCCUCAGUGAAGUUUCUCUAGAACCCUUCAACACUCUGGCACCAGAGCCAGUGAGUGGAGGACUCUAUGGCAUAGAUGACACGGAGCUGAUGGGUACAGAGGACAAACUGCCUCUUGAGGACAGUCCUGUGAUCUCUGCCCUUGAUUGCCCUUCCCUCAAUAACGCCACUGCCUUCAGUCUCCUGGCAGAUGACAGUCAAACUUCAGCCUCUAUCUUUGCUAGCCCUACUUCUCCACCUGUGCUUGGAGAGUCUGUUCUGCAGGAUAACAGCUUUGACCUGAAUAAUGGUAGUGAUGCAGAACAGGAAAUGGAGACUCAGACUUCAGACUUCCCGCCACCUUUGACCCAGCCAGCCUCUGACCAGUCAUCCACCAUUCAGCUACAUCCAGCAACCUCACCAACAGCCUCCCCAACAAUCUCCCUGGCAGUUUCUCCAACAGCCUCUCCAGAAAUCUCUCCAGAGGUUUCCCCAGCAGCCUCUCCGGAAAUUUCCCCAGCUAUCUCCCCAGCAGCCUUCCCAACAGUCUGUCCAACUUCCUCAGCAACCCUCCCACUAGUCUCCUCAGAAGUCUGCUUAACAGCCUCCCCAGUGACCUCCCCAAAAGCAUCUCCUGCGCAUUCCCCGGCAGCUGCUUUCUCAACAGCUUCCCCAGCAAGUAAGGAUGCUAGCAGCUUUCCUGAAACCACUGUUGACCUGGAAGUGAUCACUGGAGAAGGAACCACUACUCCCAGUGGUGGUGAUGUUACAAGGAGACGCAUUGCUACUCCAGAGGAUGUUCGUCUUCCCCUCCAACAUGGGUGGCGGAGAGAGGUGCGCAUCAAGAAGGGCAGCCACCGAUGGCAGGGAGAGACUUGGUAUUAUGGUCCUUGUGGAAAGAGGAUGAAGCAAUUCCCGGAGGUGAUCAAGUACCUGAGCCGGAAUGUGGUGCACAAUGUUCGCCGCGAGCACUUCAGCUUUAGUCCUCGUAUGCCUGUUGGAGAUUUCUUUGAAGAGAGAGACACACCAGAGGGCUUGCAGUGGGUACAGCUGUCAGCAGAGGAGAUCCCAUCCAGGAUUCAGGCAAUAACUGGGAAAAGGGGCCGACCUCGAAACACUGAGAAGGCCAAGACCAAGGAAGUCCCCAAGGUGAAACGGGGCCGAGGUCGGCCACCCAAGGUCAAGGUCACUGAGCUGUUAAAUAAGACAGAUAGUCGCCUUCUAAAGAAACUGGAGGCUCAAGAAACACUGAAUGAGGAUGAUAAAGCAAAGAUAAUUAAGAUCAAGAAGAAGGUGAAGCAGAAGUUACAAAGAGGAGAGUCUCAAACAACUGUCCAGGGCCAGGCCAGAAACAAGCGGAAACAAGAGAACAAGAGCCUAAGGCAGAAAGAAGCUAAGAAGAAAUCCAAGGCUGAGAAAGAGAAGGUAAAGACAAAGCAGGGGAAAUCGAAGGAAAAAGUGAAGAGGGAAAAGGAGAAAGUCAAAAUGAAGGAAAAGGAAGAGAUGAGUAAAGCCAAGACAGCCUAUAAGGCAGAUAAAACACUGGCCUCACAGAGACGCUUGGAGGAACGGCAGAGACAGCAGAUGAUCUUGGAGGAAAUGAAGAAGCCCACAGAGGAUAUGUGUCUCACUGACCACCAGCCUCUCCCUGACUUCUCACACAUCCCUGGUCUGAUCCUACCCAGUGAGACCUUCUCAGACUGCUUGACCAUUGUGGAGUUCUUACACAGCUUUGGCAAGGUGCUAGGCUUUGAUCCUGCCAAAGAUGUGCCUAGCCUGGGUGUUCUGCAGGAGGGACUUUUGUGUCAAGGUGACAGUUUGGGCGAGGUGCAAGAUCUAUUGGUACGGCUCCUGAAGGCAGCACUCUAUGACCCUGGCUUACCCUCCUACUGUCAGUCCUUAAAGAUCUUGGGUGAGAAGUUGUCUGAGAUCCCACUAACAAGAGAGAAUGUGUCUGAGAUCCUACGCUGCUUCCUCAUGGCAUAUGGAGUGGAGCCAGCCCUCUGUGACAGUCUGCGCACCCAGCCUUUUCAGGCACAGCCACCCCAGCAGAAGGCUGCUGUCCUGGCCUUUCUUGUGCAUGAGCUCAAUGGCUCCAGCCUCAUCAUCAAUGAGAUUGACAAGACCCUGGAGAAUAUGUCCAGCUACAGGAAAAACAAGUGGAUUGUUGAAGGCCGACUAAGGAGAUUGAGAACUGCUCUAGCUAAACGAACUGGGCGAUCUGAGCUAGAGCUGCAAGGUCCAGAAGAUGGCUUGGGGCGGAGGCGCAGUUCUCGGAUCAUGGAAGAGACCAGUGGCAUGGAAGAAGAGGAAGAGGAAGAGACUGCAGCAGCCAUCCAUGGUCGUAGGGGUCGAAGAGAUGGCGAGAUCGAUGUCACAACAUCUAGUAUCCCGGAGCUAGAGCGCCAGAUAGAAAAACUGAGCAAGCGCCAGCUUUUCUUUCGAAAAAAGCUGCUUCACUCAUCCCAAAUGCUUCGGGCAGUUUCCUUGGGUCAGGACCGCUACAGACGUCGGUACUGGGUAUUGCCAUAUUUGGCUGGUAUUUUUGUGGAAGGAACAGAGAGGAGCUUAGUUCAUGAAGAUGUAAUAAAGCAAGAACCUGAUUCUUUAAAAGUAGCAGCCCAUCCAACACCCAGCACAGCAGCCUUCUCUCGCAAGGAGCCAGCUGGGUCCAGCACCUCUGCCAGUUCUCCUGCCCGAGCUCGAGGCCGACCCCGGAAAACCAAGCCUGGGUCUAUGCACCUUAAAUCCCCUGUCAUAGGCCAGGGUUCAGAACAGCCUCAGCCCCAGCUUCUACCAGAGACUCAACUCCAUCCUCAGCUUCCUGCUUAUACCCAGCCCCAGCCUCAUGCUCAGUCUCAUAAUAGGUUCUUAGAACCAGAGGGCUCUCCUUUGUCUUUGGGUCAGAGCCAGCAUGAUCUCAGCCAGUCGGCCUUCCUGUCUUGGUUGAGUCAAACUCAGAGCCAUGGUUCGCUGUUGAGCAGUUCAGUCCUCACUCCUGAUAGCAGCCCGGGAAAACUGGACCCAAUCCUGUCACAGCCCUUGGAGGAGCCAGCACCUGAUGAGGCAGAAUCCAGCCUUGACUCUCAAGCUCCCUGGUUUAACUUCUCAGCCCACAUGCCUUGUAAUGCUGCCCCCACACCGCCCCCUGCAGUUUUGGAGGACCAGACUACAACUUCUCAACUACCUGCUUCUAAGCCAGUUAAUAGACCCAGUGCUGCCAAUCCUUGUUCUCCAGUGCAGCUCUCUUCUACUCCUUUGCCUAUGGUGACCCCUAAGAGGCGAGGGGAUCCUGGAGAAACACCACAGAGUCCCAUGGUGCUGGGACAGCCAAAACGGAGAGGGAGACCCCCCAGCAAGUUCUUCAAACAGAUGGAGCAGCGUUACCUAACCCAGCAGAUAGCCCAGCCUGUUCCCCCUGAGAUGUGCUCAGGUUGGUGGUGGAUCCGAGAUCCUGAGACUUUGGAUGCCAUGCUCAAGGCCUUGCAUCCUCGAGGCAUCCGAGAGAAGGCACUUCACAAACACCUAACUAAGCACAGGGAUUUCUUACAGGAAGUAUGCCUAAGGCCUUCAACUGACCCCAUCUUUGAGCCCACUCAGUUACCAGUCCUUGAGGAAGGAAUUAUGAGCUGGUCCCCCAAAGAGAAAACAUAUGAGACAGACCUGGCUGUGCUUCAGUGGGUAGAGGAGCUGGAACAGCGGGUUAUCCUCUCGGAUCUACAGAUUCGGGGUUGGACAUGUCCCAGUCCAGACUCUACUCGUGAAGACUUGACCUACUGUGAGCAUCUGCCCGACUCCCAGGACGAUAUCACCUGGAGAGGUCGGGGCAGGGAAGGACUGGCACCCCAGCGUAAAACUACCAACCCUCUAGACCUUGCUGUGAUGAGACUGGCUGCCCUAGAGCAGAAUGUGGAAAGGCGGUACCUGCGAGAGCCCCUCUGGCCAGCUCAUGAGGUUGUGCUGGAGAAGGCCUUGCUCAGCACACCCAGCAAUGACUCCCAGUGCACCCCUACUGAGAUAUCAUAUGAGAUCACUCCUCGGAUUCGAACCUGGCGCCAGACGCUUGAGCGGUGCAGGAGUGCAGCACAGGUAUGCUUAUGCCUAGGUCAGCUGGAGAGGUCCAUCGCCUGGGAGAAGUCUGUCAACAAAGUGACCUGCUUAGUCUGUCGGAAGGGUGACAAUGAUGAGUUCCUUCUACUUUGCGAUGGUUGUGACCGAGGCUGCCACAUUUACUGUCAUCGGCCUAAGAUGGAGGUUGUCCCAGAAGGAGAUUGGUUCUGUGCUGUCUGUUUGGCCCAGCAGGUAGAGGGUGAAUUCACGCGGAAGCCUGGUUUCCCAAAGCGAGGCCAGAAGCGGAAAAGUAGUGAUGUGCUGAGCUUCCCAGAGGGUGAUGGCCGCAGACGCCGGGUUCUAUCAAGAGGCAGAGAAAGCCCAGUGAUGCCUCGGUAUUCAGAAGAAGGACUGUCCCCCUCCAAGCGGCGACGACUCUCCAUGCGGAACCACCACAGUGAUCUCACAUUUUGCGAGAUUAUCUUGAUGGAAAUGGAAUCGCAUGAUGCAGCCUGGCCUUUUCUGGAGCCUGUGAACCCACGCUUGGUGAGUGGCUACCGGCGCAUCAUCAAAAACCCUAUGGAUUUUUCUACUAUGCGAGAACGACUCCUCCGGGGAGGGUACACCAGCUCAGAGGAGUUUGCGGCUGAUGCACUCUUGGUCUUUGACAACUGCCAGACCUUUAAUGAAGACGACUCUGAAGUGGGCAAAGCUGGGCACAUCAUGCGCCGCUUCUUUGAGAGCCGAUGGGAGGAGUUUUAUCAGGGAAAACAGGCCAAUCUAUGAGGCCAGGGAAGAUGGGGGAGUCACCUGUGGCCUCCCCCCACCCUCCAAACAACAACAAAAACCCUGCCAUUCUCACCUGCUGAUGCUGCCGUGGGUCCAAACUCAAGUCAGAGAUAGAGCCCUGAUUUCUGACUCUAUCCUUGGCAGCACCCUAAACCCCUUUUCCCUUUCCUCCUCUUGCUCCUCAAAAAAGAGGAACAGAAAUGAGGUCCUUCUGGACUGAAAGCCAAAAAAAAAAAAAGAAAAAAUAA